This is a messenger RNA of Ostreococcus lucimarinus CCE9901, 840 nucleotides long. RefSeq lists its product with no specific name. Gene Ontology annotation, biological process: mRNA pseudouridine synthesis; tRNA modification. Gene Ontology annotation, molecular function: pseudouridine synthase activity; RNA binding. Lineage: Eukaryota; Viridiplantae; Chlorophyta; Mamiellophyceae; Mamiellales; Bathycoccaceae. The record is from RefSeq and is a predicted model, not a curated record. The coding region runs from base 1 to 840 and encodes 279 amino acids. Gene Ontology annotation, cellular component: mitochondrion. The transcript has a single exon.
AUGCGCGCGCGGUGCGCGGAGACGUCUCUGAAAGCGAGAACGAGGUGCGCGAGGUGCGCGAGCGGGACGGCGGACCCGCCGCCUCGAGUGUUCGCGGCGCCGCCAGCCGCGCCGGGGGAUGAAGAUUGGAAAAACAUGACAAUUUUGAUGGAUAAACCUCAGAAGUACACGUCGUUUGACGUCGUGGCGCGCGUGCGGCGGUUGAGCAGGGAGAGAGGGGUCAAGAAAGUUGGACACUGCGGCACGCUCGAUCCCAUGGCGACCGGAUUGUUGAUUUUAUGCGUUGGCAAGGCGACGAAGAGCGUGGAGGAGUACUCGGGGAUGGAUAAGACGUACACUGGUACCAUUAAGUUGGGUGAAGGGACGCCGUCGCAGGACGCGGACGAAGAAGUGAACGAACGCGAACCUUGGGAACACGUCACGGACGUCGAACUACGUGAGGGCGCGCGCAAACUCACAGGCGCGAUCAAGCAGUUACCACCGAUGUAUUCAGCAAUCAAGGUGAACGGAAAACGUCUGUAUAAAUCUGCCAGAGAAGGUGUCGAGGUCGAGCGCAAGCACCGAGACGUGGUGAUUCACGAAUUCGAAGUCGAGCGAGACGCGGAGGACGCACAAAUCGUACACUUUUCCGCACACGUCUCCAAGGGCACUUACGUGCGCACGUUGGCGUACGAUUUGUGUAAAAGUCUCGGCACGACAGGUCACUUAACGGCGCUUCGCAGGACAAAGAUCGGGAGUGAGUUUGACGUGGAAGACGCGUGGACAAUCGAGCAGUUGGCUGAAGCUUGUGGGGAGGAUCCGUCAAAGUUCAAAAAAACUCCAAAAAAGGAGAGCUCUUAA